Molecule: messenger RNA, 3451 nt
Organism: Propithecus coquereli (Coquerel's sifaka)
Lineage: Eukaryota; Metazoa; Chordata; Mammalia; Primates; Indriidae
Gene: ALKBH5
Product: AlkB family member 5, RNA demethylase
Exons: 4
Coding region: 748-1932 (394 amino acids)
Biological process (GO): mRNA processing; mRNA export from nucleus
Cellular component (GO): nucleus
Molecular function (GO): oxidative RNA demethylase activity
Source: RefSeq, a predicted model, not a curated record
ACGGGGCGGCCUAGGUUGUGGCGGUUCCUCGGUGAUUGCGCGCUCGGGACUGAGGCGUUUGGGGCCAUUCGGACGAUGCCGUGACGCAGCACAGCGACAGUGUUGGCAGUGUGAGCGCACCCCUGCGAAGGGAGCCCUUCAGUCCUGGAGGCGGCGCGCCGUGGAGACAGGUCGCUGUUUGAGACUGCUCCCUCAAAGCCCUUCAGCGAGUGGGGGAGGGGCGGCGGACGGCGAGCGGUCCGGGUUUGCGCUUGCGCUGGAGCCUCUGCCGACCCGGCCCGCACGCACGCGCAUGCCCGUAGCGCGCGGAGCCGCGGUGGCCAGCAACACCGCGCGUGCGCGCUGAGGAGCCCGCUAAGGAGCGGCGCUGGCGGACGUCGGGCUGGCGGCCCGUGACGUCGUGAGGAGCGCUUUAAAGUGCGGGCCGGGCCGGGCGUCUGAGGGUCUGGCUGGGAGUCAGGCCGAGUCUCCGUAGCAGCCCUCCGCGGCAUGAGGCGUUGCCGGCGUCCCUGCCCCCUGGGACGUGGAGAAGGUGGAGGAGGAAGAAGCCCUGUUGUCGCCACCACUGCAUGACCCGCCGCUCCUGAGGCCCGACCCCUCGACGCUCCCCGCCUGGUCGUCCGCCCACGCAUGGGGGCCCGGUGCUGAGAACUUCAUUCCCUCCGGGGGCCCCGGGCGCGUCCCCCGAGAGCCAUGCCCGGCCGCCCCGCCCGCCCCGGAGGACCCUAGAACAGCGUCGCGGGGGCCAUGGCGGCCGCCAGCGGCUACACGGACCUGCGUGAGAAGCUCAAGUCCAUGACGUCCCGGGACAAUUAUAAGGCGGGCAGCCGGGAGGCCGCCGCCGCGGCCGCCGCUGCUGUAGCCGCUGCCGCCGCGGCCGCGGCUGCGGCCGAACCUUACCCCGUGUCCGGGGCUAAGCGCAAGUAUCAAGAGGACUCGGAUCCCGAACGCAGCGACUAUGAGGAGCAGCAGCUGCAGAAGGAGGAAGAAGCGCGCAAGGUGAAAAGCGGCAUCCGCCAGAUGCGCCUCUUCAGCCAGGACGAGUGCGCCAAGAUCGAGGCCCGAAUCGACGAGGUGGUGUCCCGCGCUGAGAAGGGCCUCUACAACGAGCACACGGUGGACCGGGCCCCUCUGCGCAACAAGUACUUCUUUGGCGAGGGCUACACUUACGGCGCCCAGCUGCAGAAGCGCGGGCCCGGCCAGGAGCGCCUCUAUCCGCCGGGCGACGUAGACGAGAUCCCCGAGUGGGUGCACCAGCUGGUGAUCCAGAAGCUGGUGGAGCACCGCGUCAUCCCCGAGGGCUUCGUCAAUAGCGCCGUCAUCAACGACUACCAGCCCGGCGGCUGCAUCGUGUCUCACGUGGACCCCAUCCACAUCUUCGAGCGCCCCAUCGUGUCCGUGUCCUUCUUUAGCGACUCUGCGCUCUGCUUCGGCUGCAAGUUCCAGUUCAAGCCUAUCCGGGUGUCAGAACCUGUGCUUUCCCUGCCUGUGCGCAGGGGGAGCGUGACUGUUCUCAGUGGAUAUGCUGCUGAUGAAAUCACUCAUUGCAUACGGCCUCAGGACAUCAAGGAGCGUCGCGCUGUCAUCAUUCUUAGGAAGACAAGAUUAGAUGCACCCCGCUUGGAAACAAAGUCCCUGAGCAGCUCCGUAUUACCACCCAGCUAUGCUUCAGAUCGCCUGUCGGGAAACAACAGGGACCCUGCUCUGAAACCCAAGCGGUCCCACCGCAAGGCAGACCCCGAUGCUGCUCACAGGCCACGGAUCCUGGAGAUGGACAAGGAAGAGAACCGGCGCUCAGUGCUACUGCCCACACACCGGCGAAGGGGUAGCUUCAGCUCUGAGAACUACUGGCGCAAGUCCUACGAGUCCUCGCAGGACUGCUCGGAGGCGGCAGGCAGCCCUGCCCGAAAGGUGAAGAUGCGGAGGCACUGAGGCCUGCCCGCCACCCUCCUGGGAACUCUGGCUAAUCCUCACGUAGCUGCCCUCCUUUUGUUUUGUUUUGAGGAUUUUGUUUGUUUGUUGUUGUUGGUUUUUUUUUUUUUUUGAAUCCUAUAUAUUUUUUCCUUGAUUUGUUGCCUGUUAAGGCUGAAGAACAGAACUGGCCAGGACCUGGGUUCUCAUGUUUUUGGUUUUCCUCCUGGACGGAAAGGCUGUUGGCAUCUGUAGGGGACAGAGGCUCACGCUGGAGUGGCCAGUAGAGGUAUGGGGUGCAGCCAUCUUCAAGUGGGGCUGUGUCAGGCAGGGUUCAUUUAAAAGCAACAAAAUGUUUUAGUUAAAAAAAUUCUUUUGCUUUCAUUGUAAAUCUUUGCUGUGUUCUAAACAAAGUUCAAUCUCUUACCCCCCCUUCCCUCCACUUACGUGUUUGGCUGAGGUCUCCUGGGACCUUGCUGGUUCUGUGCUGGGCCUGCUGUCCUCCACUUUUCACCUCUCUGUGCCCUGGAAGCUCAUGCAAACACCCUUCCUUCCUCCUGUGGCAGGGUGGUUCAGGUUGGCUGGGCAGAGGCUUAAACAGUGCCAGCCCCUGCCACCUUAAAGCUAUUGCUGAGCCCCCUGGGCUUCCACGCGUACUGGCCUGCUCUGCCCACAGUUGCUUGGGCUGCUGAGGGGCUAGCGCAGCGGUCCUGACCUCUCUUGCCAAAAGCACACCUCUUUGCUGGGUUGCUCCUUUGAAGCAUAUGCUUGUGAUUGUAUGGAACAGUUAGACUCGCCAUGUUGGGUCAGUUUUAGGAAUUUUUUCUAGCUAGAGGGACUGGUGUCCUAGCAUUUGGGGUAUGGAAAUUUGUUGUGGUGUGUGGUAGGGUUUUUGUUUUCUUUUGAGUUUUUUCUUUUGGUCUCUUGGCUUCCUCCUUUCCCUUUCCUUCUUCCUCCAUUGGCCAGCUUGGGCCGCCUCCCCCUGCCAUCCCUCUAGGAAGGCGCCUGCGCCCUCUGCCUGCAACAUACAUCCAAGGCCAGAGCUCAGGCCUGCAGGCUGGAUUGUUGCUGUCUCCACCUCAGGCAUGUGAGCUGGGGAAGUGGCUUUUAAAAAAUAAUAGAAAAAAAUUAAAGUUUUUGGCAGUUUCUACCCACUCAGAUCCUGGAAAGCUGCAGGGUUUUGCUGAUCUAGAUUCAUUAGGAAUGUCUUCUCAUCAGCCAGGCCAGGACCUGGGCUUGCCGAGAGCAAGGCCUCCCGGCAGCCAGGCUACCACCAUUAUGGGGCUUUGUUUCCAGAGGCCCAGGCCUAAGGCCUCAGAGGCUGCAGAAAUCUGGGGCAGCCACCAUCAAGAAGCCCCUCUCAGGGGCCAGAACUCCUUUGCCAGCGUGGAUUCCUCAAGUCGGGACUGCAUAACUAAAGCAGUUGCAGUUUUAUUUUUUUUACAGCUUUUUUCCCAAAAAUGAUUUGUAGUUGUGUGUGCAGCACUUUGCCCUGAUAUGUGUGCUCUACAAUAAAAACCAAAUCUAAUAUAUUUUGAAA